AUGGCGCAGUCUCGGGCUAAGGAGGCGUCCCUAGAGAACGUCGGCACCAUCAACAUCUCUACUACCGCUAUCCGCCGUAUGGAUGACUCUGCUCCCGCCAUUGCAGGCUGCAAUACGACCCGGGAUAUCAUCAUUGCCUUCUACCGAGAUCGUGACAACAAAUUUGGGUUUGCCAACUCGACCCAGGUCGCUCUAGGCCUCCGCUUUAUCCGCAACUCCCUUGUUCUCCUUGCGGUUAACCAUACCGGUAAAUACGGCAGUGUCCUACUGUCCCUAUCUCCCCCGGAUCUGUCCACCCCCCUAUAUGGAGCCCAAUAA
Molecule: messenger RNA, 318 nt
Organism: Penicillium crustosum
Lineage: Eukaryota; Fungi; Ascomycota; Eurotiomycetes; Eurotiales; Aspergillaceae
Exons: 2
Coding region: 1-318 (105 amino acids)
Source: RefSeq, a predicted model, not a curated record